AUGGACACAAUAAAUAUCGCCAUCAUUGGAGCCAAUGGCGUCGGCAAGAGUGCCUUCCUGCAGCAGGCUCUGAAGUUGUCCAGGCCCGCCAAUCAGGGCAUCGUCACCUUCAACUGGACCGAGCCCGAUGGCUCCCAGCACACAGUCAACAUGUUCGAGGUUGAUUUGGAGGCCUUUGACCUGGGUAUGAAUGAGCCCAUUCGCUGGCCCAAACAGGCAAACGGGAUGCUGGCCCCUCGCAUCGACGGCACCUUGGUCCUUUACGACGUUAUGAACAAGGACAGCAUUGUUUCACUGCCCCAGACCAUAUCCUCCCUCUCCGUGUCCAAUUAUCCCGUGGUCCUCGUCGCAACAAAAUGCGACAACCCCGAGGAGCUGAGGGAGCUCGACACGGCAAGCAUCGCUGCGGCGUAUCCCUCCGUGGUAGCCAACUUCAACACCUCCCCAGCAGCUCCGAACACCACUAGAGACUGCCUGCAGGUCAUAUUGAGGGCAGUUGUGACCGGCCGGAAAGGAGGUGAUAAGUCGGACGCGGCCAGCCAACGACGGCGUGCCGCCUCGGCCGCAAACUUGGAACCCACGAUGGAUUCACUCAACAACGGCCGACCCGAUUCGGUACAUAGCAAACACAGCAGGGCCAGCUCCGACCUGUCACUUCUGAGAGGCUUCUCGCAGUCAGGCGAGAGGGACAGUUAUUACCGAGGGUCGGCAGCACGCUCGCCCCGAGCAUAUCCAGGCCAGGGGCUGGGGCCGGACGAGGUGAUGAAUCCGACGGUUUCAAGCCAGCUGCGGCAGACGGGCGUACGAUUAGACCUUGGGCCGGAACCUUUCUACGAAGUCGAUGAAUCGGACGUCGAGUCCUUCCGCACCUCGAUGACAGACGACAUGCCGAUACUGCAGCGAAGUGAUGAGAGUUUCAUGGACCGUCAACCCAAAGUGACUGGCGUGGCAUUCGAUGAGCUUGUGGAUAGGCUUCUGGCGCCGAGGAUGACGAGGGCGGACAACAACUUUGCGGACAUCUUCCUGUGCCUGUACCGGAAGUUUGCGGCCCCAGGGCAGCUCUUUGCCGCGAUUCUCACCAGGCUGGAACGGGGGAAGGAGGACAAGUCGGCACACUACCUAAACAAGAAAGCCACGCAGAUGCGCAUAAUCGAGGUAGUGGCCAGGUGGGUAUCUCUUUAUCCUGGCGAUUUUGCCAGGCCGACAACUAAGAAGGUUCUUGAGCGCUUCAUCAACCACCUGGCGAGCGAGCCGGCCUUCAGUGCUGCCGCCGGUCAGAUGAGGGCUCAGUUCGAUACUCAUGUGGUAGAAGAUGAUGAUACGGCAUGGGCGCAAGCGGAUGACCCGCCAGAGGAUUCCAGUACGACCAGCUCGCACAAAUCCCAGGAUCUCGAAUUGCCAAUGGCCUCCUUAAGCGUAGAUGAUCAGCUGUCGGCUGAUCAACGGCGACCCUCACAAGGCUCCGAACUAUCACACGUUGAGCGAGACUACGGGACAGGAGAGACGAACUACCAGUAUCACACAUAUGUGGACUACGAGCGCGAGGCGGCAAGAAUGGUUCCUCAGGCUACACUGCCUCUGAACAAAUUCCGUUAUCACAUCUUCAUGGACACAAAUCCCGAAGACAUCGCCGAAGAGAUCACCCGCAUCGACUGGAUCAUGUUCAGCAGCGUGCGUAUCCGCGACUGGGUGCGGCACGUCAGCCUGUCGGCCGCAGAGAAGGAGCGUUGCCGGUCGCUGAGAAACGCGAACCGCCUGAUCGCACACUUUAAUCACGUGGCUAAGUGGGUGCAGAACAUGGUGCUGAUCCGCGACAAGGCAAAGCACCGCGCCCCAUGCCUUGAGAGGUUCAUGAUCAUCGCACACAAGCUGCGAAAGCUCAACAACUACAACGGCCUAGGCGCCGUCGUCGCCGGCCUGCAGAACGCUAACAUAGCGCGCCUUCACGCGACGCAGGCCCUCGUCAGCAAAGAGGUCUGGAAGCAGUACCAGAGCGCGGAGAAACUAAUGCUGAACACGAAAUCGUCAUUCGCAUACCGUCUUGCGUGGGAGAAUAGCCCGCUCCCUCGAAUACCGUACAUGGCGCUCCACCGUAAGGAUUUGACAUUUGCCGAAGAGGGCAACAAGACACUCGUGGGUCCCAAUGGGGACCGAAUCAAUUGGAAGAAGUUUGAGAUCCUUGGAGAAAUAUUGUUACCAAUCAUGAAGAGCCAAGGGGCGCCGUACCCGAACCUCCUCAAGAAGCACGAGGUCAGCCGGGACUUAAUCCUCGACUGUCGGAUGGAGUUGGAUGAGGAUGCCCUCUACCAGCGCAGCAAGCAAGUCGAACCCGGCAUUGGGGGUGCGGGUGGUGCAGCCGACCUAAAGAAGAAGACGAUGGGUUUUUUAAGGGGAGGGGUCUGA
Messenger RNA from Diaporthe amygdali, 2403 nucleotides. RefSeq names its product RasGEF domain-containing protein. Gene Ontology annotation, biological process: positive regulation of GTPase activity; Ras protein signal transduction. Gene Ontology annotation, cellular component: plasma membrane. Gene Ontology annotation, molecular function: GTPase activity; guanyl-nucleotide exchange factor activity; GTP binding. Lineage: Eukaryota; Fungi; Ascomycota; Sordariomycetes; Diaporthales; Diaporthaceae. The transcript has 4 exons. The record is from RefSeq and is a predicted model, not a curated record. Bases 1 to 2403 code for a protein of 800 amino acids.